GCUAUAAGAAUUAACUAAUUUUAUCUAUGUAUUUUUUAAAUCAAUUUUUUCAUUUCUUUAUUUUAACCAUAAUAUUUUACAAAAUCACUAUUUAUGAAUAUUCUCAAAUAAGUUAUUAUGAUUAUGAUCAUUUUAUUUGUACAAAAAAAUAGUAAUUAACUUUUAAACAAUGUGUAAGUUAAAUCUAUUUAUGAGUAAUAUCCCACCCAUCUUCCUCAAUUCGGACAGUUUCAUAUCCGCCACACUCUCUUCCCAUCUCAAACUCCUGAUCGCACAUGGCGCAUUUGAUCAAGAACUUCAAGGUCCCGCCGAACUCGACGAGCCUGGAGGAGGCUCGCCGGAGGACGUUCGACUUCUUCCGGAUGUGCUGCAGAUCCAUUCCUCAGAUCAUGGAGAUUUACAACUUGCAGGACGUCGUGACCCCCUCGCAUCUCCGCUCCUCCGUUGCUUCGGAAUUCCGCAGGAAUUCCAAAAUCACUAACCCUAAGGUGAUAGACAUGCUGCUGUUCAAAGGGUUGGAAGAGCUGAAGAAUGUGGUGGAGCAUUCAAAGCAAAGGCAUCACCUUAUCGGCCAAUACGUCACCGGUGGUCGUCAAGGUUUGGGGGCACAGAAUGUGGCAGACCACCACGACGACACCAGCUCUGACUUCCUCAAGAACUUCUACAGGACCAACUACUUUUGAUGGUCUCAUCUCCUUUUAAAACAUCACUCCAUCUCAAUAAAACAAAGCCCCCUUGCCUUUCGGAUGAUCAAUCACUUAUUUUCCUCUCAAGAAAGAAGGGACCAGCCAUCAAUGUCAAUUGAGGUAAAAUCGCUUGUUCUUGGAAUCCUAAGUAGUUUGUUUCGCACCAAAUUUGUGCUUCCGAGCACGCGCCAAAAAUUUGUGCCAGUUUUAUUUGUGGGAAUAUACUAAGUUUGUUGUUGUUGUAGUAAAAAAGUGACUUAGAUACUAGUACAUUGCCUGGGAAAUGAACCAACCCAUUUGAUUUGGCUACUCUUCCACCCCUUGUCUGGCUAAAGAAAUGGGUUUUGAAUUU
Messenger RNA from Cuscuta campestris, 1038 nucleotides. Lineage: Eukaryota; Viridiplantae; Streptophyta; Magnoliopsida; Solanales; Convolvulaceae. The record is from the annotation of a GenBank genome assembly.